Rhizophagus irregularis DAOM 181602=DAOM 197198 is the source of this 1757-nucleotide messenger RNA. RefSeq lists its product as uncharacterized. Gene Ontology annotation, molecular function: GTP binding. NCBI's taxonomy places the organism in Eukaryota, Fungi, Glomeromycota, Glomeromycetes, Glomerales, Glomeraceae. The record is from RefSeq and is a predicted model, not a curated record.
UUCAUGAGUUUGUAAGAUUGGAUUCUGAAAUCGUAGUUCACUUGUUAUUUAUACAAUCUAUUUAACUGUUAAAGAAGAAUCAUCGAAAAAAUUAACUAGGCAAUUUGACACUUAGCAUUAAUAAAAAUAUGAUAAAUAAUAAGACAAAAAUUAGAAAUAUAUUAUUAAUAGGCAAUGCUGGUAAAGGAAAAUCUACUUUAGCAAAUGUCUUAACUGGAACUAACGAAUUUGAGGAAAGCACGGAUCCAAUUAAUGGAACUAGCAAAACAAAAGCUAAGGAAUUUGAACAUGAAAAAAUAAAAUAUCGGAUUAUUGAUACUGUAGGAAUCGGAAUUUCUAUCCAAUCAACAGAAGAAAUAUUAAAUAAAUUAAAAGGCAUAACUGAUAUUCUUAGUGAGGGUAUAAAUCGAAUAUUAUUCCUGACUAAUGGCCGUUUUACCAAAGAGGAGGUUGAAGCUUUUAAUUUACUAAGAAACGUUAUUUUUGAUGAUCGUGUAACUGAUUACACAACUAUUGUCUUCACUAAUUUUGCUAAAUUUAAAGAUGAAAAGGCAUGUGAAAAGAAUCGUCAAGGAUUUCAACAGGAAAUUGGAAAAAUUUCAAUGCCGCUUGCUUCAACUGCGAUUAUUUAUGUUGACAACCCACCAAUAAUAGGUUUUAUGGAGCCAGUGGCAAGAAUUUCACGAGAAGCAUCUCGCGAAGUAUUAUUAAACCACUUGAGAACCUGUCAGGAAGUUUACCAACCUGAGCCGCUUAAAAAAUUUCGUAAAAUGCUUGAUGAGUUCAAUUCAAUUAUUAAAGAUACUAUUGAAGCAGUUGAGAAUGUUGAUCUUUAUUAUAAAACCAAUAUCACCUAUUUAGGAGAAUUCAUCACUACACGAAGAGUAAUAAUCGAAAAUAUCGAAGAGCGCUUAGAAGAAGUAAGAAAAUAUAUGGGAAAUCGAUUUAAAAGUAGCGUUGUAAGUCAUUCUACUUUGUUAAUUGGUAAAGGUUUAUCAAUCUCGGGAAUAUGGUUCCCACCUCUCAUGGUGCCAGGUUUAGCACUAUCGACUAUCGGUUUUGUGAGUGCGGCUACUACUGAUAUUUCUGCAAUUUUAAAGGAAAAUGAAGCAUACAAAUCAUUCGAGGAAAGCCUUGCGAAAGACAAAGAAAAAUGCGAAAAUUUGGAAAUCUUACAAGAAGAGUUGAGAAACUUAAUUAAUAAAUUCAAAGACAUCCGUCCUCGCUUCGUGAUUUCAGAAUAUAGAAAACAGAAUAUUGACAGAAAUAAAAUUGAAGUGAUUGAGAAUGUGAUGAACCAAAUUCUGGGAGAAGAAAUUGAACCUGAUGUGGACUUAAAUAAUAACGAAAAAACUAAAUAUUCUACUAGUCAAGAAACAGUAAGAGCUGUUGUAGAAGGUAUAUGUAAACUUGCACCUUCUCCUUUAUCAUUUUAUUGUAUGUAUCGGGAUCAUAAGGAAACUAAAAACCGGGAUUCUUUGAGUGAUAUGGAAACGACAAUUAAAGAUUUUAGAGAAGGGUUAAAAGUUUUAGAAGAAAAACAACAACAACUUAAUGAGUUAUAUGAAACUAUUAAGCGGUGUAAAGAGAAAAUAGCAAAAUUAACAUAAAUAGUGUCAGUUAAAUGCGAUUAAUUUUGCUGAUAUGAAAAGAAAUUCUCAAUCAUAUAAAUAAUAAUAGCAUUUUUAUUUCUGACAGAUUGUAACGCUUUAUUAUUUUACGAAAAUUAAUUGACAAUAUUAUUCUUUGGCCAACUG